Paramecium tetraurelia is the source of this 1497-nucleotide messenger RNA. RefSeq lists its product as uncharacterized. Gene Ontology annotation, biological process: peptidyl-serine phosphorylation; protein autophosphorylation; intracellular signal transduction. The transcript is spliced from 4 exons. Gene Ontology annotation, cellular component: cytoplasm; nucleus. Gene Ontology annotation, molecular function: calcium/calmodulin-dependent protein kinase activity; calcium-dependent protein serine/threonine kinase activity; ATP binding. NCBI's taxonomy places the organism in Eukaryota, Ciliophora, Oligohymenophorea, Peniculida, Parameciidae. The record is from RefSeq and is a predicted model, not a curated record.
AUGGGAGCAUGCCAUGCAGUUCCAAAAUCAAAUCAAACUAAUAAUUCUAAAAAUGAAAACUCAAAAUCAAGAAGAAAAAUACCUUCAGCUUCAGCUCCAGUUUCACCAAAGGCGAUCCCUCAAAAAUCAACUUUCUCACAAAAAAAAUUAACACAUUCAUCUAACUGUCCUUAAUAACUGCUUAAAUUACAUAAAGUUGCAAUUUCCUAACAUUAUUCUGUUAUCUACGAAAAAGUCCCUAGCAAAAACCUUAAUGCGAAUUAAUCCUUUGUGUAGAACAAUCUGAAUGGGAAAAUUAGGAUAGUGGAAACUUUGCCAAAAUCAGUUCCUGAACAUUCAGAAUACAUCAAUAAAUUGUUAACUCAUAAUUUGAACCAUCCCAAUCUCAUCAAAAUAUUCGAUAUCUAUGAAGAUAUUGAUACUUAUAAAAUAAUAUUUGAAAAUUACACAGGGGGUAUCCUUUAUAUGAAAAAUGAUGGAAUUGGAAUGUUAGAGGAAACUGCUGGUACCAUAAUUAAGUAAAUAAUUGAUGUCAUUCAUUAUUUGCAUCAACAUAAAUUGAUUCAUGGAAAUCUGUAACUCAGCAGUUUCGCAUAUAAUGAUCAAAAAGAUUAAAAUACCAUUAAAUUAAUAGAUGUUAAAAGUAUUUUCGUAAAAGAACCAAUUACGAUCACUAAUGCCCUAUACACAUCACCUGAGGGAUUUAGAGAAUAAGACAUCAAAGCAAAACCAAGAGAUGUUUGGUCCAUCGGUGUUAUUGCUCAUUUUUUAUUAACAGGUUUUCUACCGUUCAAAGGAGCAACUGUUCCAAAAAUAUAUGCUGAUGUAAGAAGAGGCAUUCUGGACAUGUCAUCUAUACAAUUCGAUAAGAUAUCGUCUGAAUCCAAAGAGUUCUUGUCAAAUAUUUUAGUGGUUAGUCCAGCCAAUAGAAUGGAUUUAUUAUCUUUAACUAAAACAAAUUGGAUGAUCAAACAAAAAAAGAGAUUCGAAAACAAAAUCAAAGUUGACUUGCAGAAUAUGAGAAAACUAAAAAAAAUGAGUUUGCUCCAAUAUUGUAUCCUCUAAUAUAUGGUUAAUUAAUAUCUAAGUGAAUAAUCAUCCAGUUUAUUUUAAACAUUUAAUGAUAUUGAUGCCAAUAAGGAUGGUAAGAUCACUAAAUACGAGUUAAUGAAUGCAUACUAAAAACUAUAUGAAAAUUAUGAAGAUGCCUUCCAAGUGGUAAGUGAAAUCUUUUCAAAUGUCGAUCAAGAUGAAAAUGGUGAAAUAGAAAUCUAAGAAUACAUUCUCGCAUUAACAGAUCGGAAGUCAUUAUUGACAGAGGAUAAUCUUAAGGAUACUUUCAGAGUAUUGUCAAAUCGAAAAGGCCACAUAACUAUUUAAAGCCUAAUAUUAUAAAUCAAUGUAAAAGAAGAACUAAUCGAAGCAGAAUUCGUUAAAUUAUAAAAAAAGAAUAUUUCAUUUUAAGAUUUUAAACUAUAUAUGGCUGAACUUAUAUGA